Molecule: messenger RNA, 4526 nt
Organism: Stegastes partitus (bicolor damselfish)
Lineage: Eukaryota; Metazoa; Chordata; Actinopteri; Pomacentridae
Product: dynein heavy chain 6, axonemal-like
Biological process (GO): microtubule-based movement
Cellular component (GO): dynein complex
Molecular function (GO): minus-end-directed microtubule motor activity; dynein intermediate chain binding; dynein light intermediate chain binding
Source: RefSeq, a predicted model, not a curated record
GCCAGGGACCGUGUAAAGAAUGGUCUUACUAAACUGCUGGAGACCAUUGUGCUUGUGGACAAAAUGAAAGCGGAUAUGUCUGCUCUGGAGCCAGUUCGAAAACAAAAAUCUAUUGAUGUUGAUGCUGUCAUGGAGAAACUGACUGUAGAUCAGGAGAAGGCUGACAAGGUGCGUAAAGUAGUGCAAGAAGAUGAAGCUUUUGCAAAGUGCGUGGCCUAUGUAACUCAGGCGUCAGCAGAUGAUGCCCAGAGGGACCUGGAUGAGGCUAUGCCAGCCCUCGAAAGUGCCAAUCAGGCCCUUCAUUCUCUGGACAAGGGUGACAUUUCUGAAAUCAAGCUGUUCACCAAACCCCCAGACCUAGUCAUGAUCGUCAUGGAGGCUGUCUGCAUCCUGCUCAACUGCAAACCAGAUUGGCCCAGUGCCAAGCAAUUACUGAGAGAUUCCAAUUUCCUCAGGCGUCUCACAGACUAUGACAAGGACAAUAUCAAGCCUCAGAUCCUGCUGAAACUGCAAAAAUAUGUCAGCAAUCCUGACUUGAUACCUGAGAAGGUGGAGAAGGUAUCCAAGGCCUGUAGGUCAAUGUGCAUGUGGGUCAGAGCUAUGGAUCUUUAAUCCAGAGCCCUGAAAGAAGUUGGCCCCAAGAAUGAAAAACUGGCAAAGGCACAGGAGGAACUGGAUGUGAUGAUGGCAACCCUGAGGGAGAAGCAGGAAAAGCUUCAGGAAGUGAAUAACCAGAUCAAGGUCCUGCAGCAAUUUGACAGCAGCGAGGAGGAGAAAGAAGAUUUGGUUAACACAAUGCCUCUGACACAGACUCGGUUGAUCAGGGCAGGAAAGCUAGCUUCUGCUCCAGGUGACGAGUAAGCAUGCUGGAAAGAAAGCGUAGCCCUGUUUGAGCAAGAGAUCAUCAACGUUGUAGGGAACGUCUUCAUUGCAGCUGCUUGUGUGGCCUAUUAUGGAGCAUUUACUUCCCACUAUAGACAGUUGCUAAUUGACCAGUGGAUUUUACAGUGCCAGGAAUUGAACAUCCCCAUCAGUUCAAGCUUUAGCCUGAUCAACAUUCUGGGUGAUCCGUAUGUCAUCCGCCAGUGGAACACAGAAGGGCUGCCUUGUGACACUGUCUCUACGGAGAAUGGGAUACUGGUGACUGAAGGCCACCGCUGGCCUCUUAUGAUUGACCCACAGGAUCAGGCCAACCGGUGGAGCCGCUCCAAAGAGGCCAAGCAUGGUCUAAAGGUGAUUAAGCUGACAGACCCAAGCUUCCUGUGUACACUGGAGAAUGCCAUACGCAUGGGCAUGCCUGUACUGUUAGAGGAGUUGAAGGAGACCCUUGAUCCAGCGUUGGAGCCUGUCCCCUUUGUAGCUGGUGGACGAACAUUGAUCCGGCUUGGAGACUCAGAUAUUGACUAUGACAAAAACUUCAGGUUCUAUAUGACCACCAAGAUGGCCAACCCACACUACCUGCCAGAGGUGUGCAUCAAAGUUACAAUCAUCAGUUUCACUGUGGUUAAGUCUGGCUUAGAGGACCAACUGCUCAGUGAUGUGGUGCGUCUUGAGAGUCCAAAUCUUGAGGAACAGAGGAACGAGCUGAUUGUGCGCAUCAAUGCUGACCGUAACCAGCUCAAAGAUAUUGAAGACCAUAUCCUUAAGCUUCUCUUCACUUUUAAAGGAAAUAUGCUUGACAAUGAAGCGCUAGUUCAGACUCUCCAGGAGUCAAAGGUGACAUCAGAGGCUAUAAAGCAUCGUUUGGAGGAGGCAGAAGCCACAGAGCUCAUGAUCAACUCUGCAAGGGAGCAAUACUGGCCUGUGGCCACCCGAGGCUCUGUCUUAUACUUUGUCAUCGCAAGUCUCCCUGAGAUCGAUCCUAUGUACCAGUUCUCCCUCAAGUACUUUAAACAGCUCUUGAAUUCAACCAUUGAGACAUCAGAGCGGAGCAGUGUGUUAGAAGAGCAUCUUCAGAUCCUGCUUGACCAGAUCUUGCUCAACUCCUAUAUCAAUGUGUCACGUGACCUCUAGCUUAUCUACAGCUUUAUGUUGUGUAUCGAGAUCAUGAGGCAGCGUGGUGAGAUCUCUGAUGGGGAGUGGCAGCACUUCCUAAGAGGAGCGUUCUUCUUGGAAAAGGACUAUGCAAAGCGGCCAGAUGUGCCAUGGCUAAGUGAUUUUUAUUGGCAGACAUGUUGUGAGCUGGAGGACAGACUGCCCUGCUUCAAGGACAUCUCCAAAGAAAUCGCCAGAACUCAUAUCCAUAUCGAGCUAGGACGUUUUCAAGCAUCUAUUAAUCCAGAGACCUGGGAAGGCGAUGUGUCAGAAUUUCCGCCUCUGGGAAAGUCCAAAGAGGAGAAACAGGAAAUAAGAGGCUACUGGAAUGAGAGGUUGGGGGUCUUUCAGAAGCUGGUUCUUAUCAAGAGCUUCGUGGAGGAGAAGGUGGUUUUUGCAGCAACAGAGUUUGUGAUUGUCACCCUGGGAAAGCAGUUUGUAGAAAACCCCCCAGUUCACCUGGCUAAUCUCUACAAUGACAUGCCCCCCUCCACCCCACUGAUCUUCAUCCUCAGCACAGGAUCUGAUCUUAUGGGUGCCUUCCAGCGCUUUGCAAAUGAGAGAGGGUGUCCUGACAGGUAAAAACAAACAAACAAAACAAGUGGAGAGGGGCCUAUAGCAGAGAAGAUGAUCCAUGCAGCAUUAAAGAGUGGCAACUGGGUAUUUCUGCAGAAUUGCCAUCUGGCUGUGUCCUGGAUGUUAGCCAUGAAGGAGCUCCUCAAGUCCUUCACUGAGCCUGAUACAUCAAUCCAUGAGGAAUUCCAUUUGUUUCUCAGUUCUGUGCCUACCAAAGUAUUUCCUGUUACAGUGCUCCAGAGCUCUGUCAAGGUGACUAAUGAGCCUCCUAAAGGCCUGCGAGCCAACAUGCGACGAGCCUUCACAGAGAUUACUGGUAACUUCUUCGAAGACCACGUUCUGGGACGCGGCUGGAGGAAGAUGGGAAUAUCCUUUUUCCAUGCAAUCAUCCAGGAGCGGAAGAAGUUUGGUCCACUGGGCUGGAACAUACCCUAUGAGUUUAAUGACAGUGACAGAGAGUGUGCUCUGCUUUAUCUAAAUCUCUACUGCAAAGAUGGCACAAUUCCUUGGGAUGCUCUCAUUUAUAUUACUGGUGGGAUCACAUAUGGAGGCAGAGUGACGGAUGCCUGGGACCAGCGCUGCCUCAGGACAAUCCUCAAAGCCUUCUUUUCUCCUGAAACGCUGCAUACUGGCUACACCUACUCAUCCCCAGGUAUUUACUAUGCCCCAGAGACAGAUGAACUGGAGCAGUAUAAGAAGUACAUUGAGAGUCUUCCAAUUAUAGAUGAUCCUGAAGUCUUUGGCAUGCAUGAGAAUGCCAACCUGGCUUUCCAGUGGCAAGAAACCAUAACUCUAAUCAACACCAUCCUGGAUGUUAAUCCUCGUUCUUCAGCGCAACAUGGAGCCAAAAGUAAUGAUGACAUAGUCUGUGAGCUUGCUGAAUCUAUACUAGCUAAGCUACCAGAGCGACUGGACAUGGAUGAGGCAGUGGAAACAUUGUUUGUUCGAGACAAGAAUGGCUGCCUGAGCUCCCUCACAACUGUUUUGGGCCAGGAAGUGGACCGAUUUAACAACCUCCUGAGAGUUGUCAGGAUGUCUCUUAUCACCCUGCAGAAGGCAAUAGCAGGUCUGGUUGUGGUGUCAGAGGAAAUGGACCGAAUCUAUACCAGCUUCCUAAACAAUCAGGUUCCCACCCACUGGGAAAACUCUACCUACCCUUCCCUCAAACCCCUGGCUUCAUGGGUCAGAGAUCUGAACCUCAGAACAGCCUUCAUCCAGACUUGGAUCACACGUGGUCAGCCCAAAUCUUUUUGGAUCUCAGGAUUCUUCUCCCCUCAAGGCUUUCUUACCGGAGUGUUGCAGAAUCAUGCCCGGCAUUACAAUUUGCCCAUUGAUGAGCUCAACUUCCGCUUCAACAUGGUGAGAGCAUACAGGGAUGAGGUAGCAGUCUGUGAGGCUCUACGCACUCUUCCCAUCAGUGACAAGCUGGACAUGGAUGAUGAGUUACCAGAGCCAGAGGACGGCGUGCUUGUGCACGGGAUGUACAUGGAUGCAAGUCGCUGGGACGAUGUCAACAUGAUGAUUGAUGAUGCACUUCCUGGAGUGAUGAACGCCGUGCUGCCAGUCGUGCACUUCGAGCCACAGGAGAAUUAUGUCCCAGAGCCUGACCUCUACCACGCUCCUCUGUACAAGACCAGAGCCGGGACUCUGUCCACCACUGGUCACUCAACUAACUUCGUUGUGACAGUAAUGAUUCACACCAAGAGCCCCAGCAACUAUUGGAUAUCAAAAGCCUCUACACUCUUGUGCCAGCUGGACGAUUAAGUUUUUAAUAGACAUAUAACACUAUGCACAACAUUUAAACAAACUUUGCAUCGUCAGUGAACUUAUUCAGAACUAUUUUCACAAAUACAAUUUGUUCAUGAAGUGCACUUACUUCGUGUAAUGUGUAAUAAACAUUUCUUUGUUAACCCUAA